CUUGUCAGAUUCUUCUAUCUCCUGCUUUCGUUCCCUGUCUCUUUCAGUCACUGUUUUCUUCGUUUUCUUUUUGCAGGCCAUGGACGACGCUCUCCUCCUCCGUUGCUCGCCUCUCCUCCCUCCAGCCGUCUCCCUCACCUACACGGCGCCGACGACGUCGUUCGCCGGCCCCUUCAACCUCGAGGUCCUCUGCGGCUCCGAUAUCGUCGCCUCCUUCCACAGCUUCCGGAUCUGACGGGGUUCGACCCUCGCCAGAUCCGGGGCGGGCGACCCUCGCCCUGGCUGCGAGAGUCGACCUCUCGCCGGAUUUGGCGAGGGCGACCCUGGCCGGCCAUAGGCCAAAGGGAAAGAAAGGAAAAAGAAGAGGACGAACCGGUGAAGAAGACGAGAAACGGGGAAAGAAGAGGGAGGGUAACGAAGGAGAGAGAAAACAGAUCCCGACACUUCUCCCUCCGAGAUGGCCUCCACCGCGACCCAUUCCGGAUCCGAGACCCAAGACGGAUCCGGCUCUCGCGGGUCCGGCCUUGGUACGGGAGCGGCUCCGGCGAGAAGGCGGUCCGCGAAGUCGAGCAGUCGAAUUUCGGGGGAAAGUGGAAUCGGUAUUUCCCAAAUGGUGGGGGCCCAGGUGAGGCCGCAGUGGCGUACUCUUUCUUGUUUUUUUUUGCGGCGUACUUCAUCGUGGACCAAAAAAAAGGUAGGAUUUGGUGACGUGUGUAUUGAUGCUCUGUGUCCAAAUCAAAGGCCGCAUUCCUGCUCUUUAUGAUGCCUUUCUAAAACCCGAAAAGGGACAACGGGGACAGCAUUGAGCUCCUCCUCCUCCUCCUCCUCCUCCUCCUCCUCCUCCUUCGCUGAAUCAACGGUGGCUGCUCGAAUUCCCUCUGUUCCGAUCAAAGUUUCCAUCUUUUGUGCACGGCUUGAUUCCGGUGAGCGCGAGAGAUGGGUGGCUCGAUGACAUUGCUUCUAUUGCUUCUCGCGAUGAUAGGAUUGGCAGGGGCUCGAGUGCGCGUCUACAACUGGGACGUGAGGCGCGAGCUGAAAUCGCCGAGCUCAUACAAGAAGCAGGUCGUCACCAUCAACAGAGAGUCCCCGGGCCCGACCAUCCAGGCGGGACGGGGAGACAGAGUUUUCGUCAGCGUCAUCAACAGGUUGGAGGAGAAUCUCGCCAUCCAUUGGGACGGAACCCGACAGAUUAAAAGUCUAGGGAGCGAUGGAACAGAGGCCAUCAAUCAAAGGCCAAUUUUUCCUGGAGAAAAUUUCACCUAUCGUUUCAUUGCCGAUCGGCUUGGAAAAUCUCCGUACUACUCCUAUUACAGAAGUCAAACAGUGGAUGGACUGCAUGGGUUUAUCGAUGUUUUGCCGCCAUACAGCAUGACCGAGCCAUCCGCUUGCGAUUAUGGCAAGAGCAUCAUCCUUGACGACCAGUACUACAAAAGCUAUUACGAUUGCGCGGCGGAGCCUGAGUCCCUGCUGAUUCCCAGGAAGGGAAAGUUUGAUUAUGCCGAAUCGACCGCUCCAAGCUCACAUCCAACAGCUUGUGAUGGGAUCAAUCCUGAAUAUCUGCACUGGAGGGUCCUCCCUGGUAAAACUUAUCGCCUCAAUAUUUCAAGUGUGACUGCUCAAUCUGCUCUCAGCUUUAGGAUUGAGGAUCACAACCUUACCGUUGUUGAAGCAGACGGGCACUAUAUAGUGCCAAGCUUGAUUGUCUACUCGGGCAAGACAUACUCUGUCAAGAUCAAAGCCGAUCAAGAUCCGUCGAGAAAUUACUCGAUCACGACCAACAUUGUUGGCCAGAACGCCAGUGCCACAACCCCUCUCGGUCUGGCUGUGCUCAGUUACUCCCCACCUGCUGGCCCGAUUCAGAAUGACGUCACACCAUAGUUAGUUCAGAGCCUAGGCAGGAAAGGCCGCCGCAUGACAAGACUAAUCUCUUAGCUAGAGAGGCUGUUUCGAUCUCUUGUUUUAAAAAUGGGGUUAUGUUUUCCUAGAGAAUAUUUAUUAUCUUUUGAGCAAAAGUUUGCACUUUUUCUUGGAUCUUUGAAAAGUAUGAUUAUUUUUCGCCAGAGAAUAUAAAUCAUAUUUUUGUUUUGUUUAUUAGCUUCUUAACGAAUUACUGGGGAACAUGCUGGUUAGUGUCUUAUUCGGUUGAA
Messenger RNA from Eucalyptus grandis, 2147 nucleotides. Its product is annotated as L-ascorbate oxidase. The record is from RefSeq and is a predicted model, not a curated record. Gene Ontology annotation, molecular function: oxidoreductase activity; copper ion binding. The transcript is spliced from 5 exons. Bases 937 to 1878 code for a protein of 313 amino acids. Lineage: Eukaryota; Viridiplantae; Streptophyta; Magnoliopsida; Myrtales; Myrtaceae.